Messenger RNA from Vicia faba (fava bean), 498 nucleotides. The record is from the annotation of a GenBank genome assembly. Lineage: Eukaryota; Viridiplantae; Streptophyta; Magnoliopsida; Fabales; Fabaceae.
AUGCCUGUGGAUGAAUCCAUUGGAGCUGAAGAUGAUGAAGAUAAUUUCCAUUCCUGGAAGCAACAAAUCAAAGAUCCUAAUUAUGCACCUCAACAGUGGAAUGGAUCUCAAUUCAAUGAAAAUUGUGCUAUUCGUGGUGGUCGUAAAUUUAAUUGCGACAGAAGAGGUCGAUUCAAGGACAUAUCUUUCCCCUUUUCUUUUCAUUUUGGCAGCCGAUGGUCUUGCAGGAUUAAUGAAGAAUGUUGGAUUCGUUCGUUUGGUUUUUCUGUUAAAUUGGCAUACUGCAGGUUGUUUUCCCUAGUAAAUCAUGUCUUUCAUCUAAGCGACAACUUGAAGCUGGCUUUGAAGUUUCUUUGGAAGACAAAUGUUCCCAGUUGUAUUCAGGUUUUUGUGUGGAGGUUGUUUUUGUAUACACUCCAAACGGGAGAUGAAUUGGCGAAGCGUGGAGUUAUAUCUGGUCCUCAUAACCUCGUUUUCCCGCUUUGUCUUAGGCCAUAA